AUGACGGCGUCACGGCAAGCGGACAUGCGCGCCUGGGAGGAUAGAGCAGACCAAGAAGAACCGUUAUUUGGAGGCACUCCAUUCAAGGAUGCACAUACCGACGGUGAAGAUGGGCAAAGCGAUUUACGCGCGUACUACUCGCUGCUUAACAUAGAUCAGGAUGCAUCGCUCGACCAGAUCCGCGAUGCAUACAAAACUCUUGCAGUGGCUUUUCAUCCUGACAAGCAUCCUGAUCCAACAAACAAGGAGAUGGCUGAAGACACGUUCCGCAGUAUCCAGAAAGCGUACGAAGUCUUGAGUGAUCCCGAGCGACGUGCCGUGUAUGACCAUUUUGGCGAACAAGGUCUGCAAUCGACGUGGUCUGUCGCUGUGCGGGGACAAUCACCUGCAGAGAUGCGCGCAGAAUUUGAGCGCCAGUCGCGCAUGCGCCAAGCGGCCGAUGCAGAGAGUAUGGUGCGUUCGCGAGGAGAAUUCAACGCAACCAUCAAUGCCUCUUCUUUAUUUAUGGACAGGCCGCCGCUUUCGCCACUGCGUCGGCGCAUAGCGCCUCUGACAUGGUCCGAGCGUCUCGCUAUUGUGCAUGCCAUACAACUCAUCGGAAAGCACAGUUUUGAUAUGCAGGUUUCUAACACCACCUCUGCAUCCAUUUCUGGCCAGAUGUUGAGUCGCGGCAGUGCAGGCGGCGGUAAUCUUGUCGGCACGCUCAAGACGCAAUGGAGCCCACAAUACCUCUCGGAGAUUACGGCAACAAUGCUCAAGCCGCAUGUGCUCACCGCAAAAGGACAAUAUACCGUGGACGAAAACCUGUUCUUCAACUACGCCCUUGUAUCUACGAUGCUUGCCGCACCGCCAAGCGUAACGGUGACGUGGGGCCAGCGGCUUUCCAGCAAGUCGACCCUGACAGGUUUUACCUCGUUGAAAACGGGCCCAUAUACCAUUGGCGGUUGGGGUGCGGGCCCCGACGGUCUGCCGAUCCAUGAAGAUACAGGGAUGCUCGUCGUGGGUGUCACGAAGCAAGAUUCUCCGCAUACCGGCUGGACGACGCAAAUGACGCUGUCUGACACGGACCAGUCGCUUGGCUACGAGUGGAACAUGCGGAUUUUGGACGGGAUCAUUGUUCGGAGUGGUAUUUCGCUUGGCACAGGCAUUGGUUUCAGCGUAUUUACCAAUGGCGAGCGGCGCAUAACGGAACACAUCCGUCUUUUGCUCGGUGUAGAGUGCGGACUUGGCACAGGCGUUCUUUUUAAAGUGCGCGUUUCGCGUCUUGGACAACGGGUUGUUCUUCCCAUCCUUCUUUCGCCGACAUUCAGGCCGAACCUCGCCAUGGCGGCGACGCUUCUGCCAGCAGCGGCGAUCGCGCUUUCACAUUACCUAUACUUUAUGCCGAUGCGCCAACGCAAGCGCGCGGAGCGAAUUACCGAACUUCGUCGCGAGAAUAUUGGGGUGAUCGAGCAACGGCGCACCGCUGCCGAGCAAACACGCGAGCUGCUGCGUGGUCAAGCGGAGAAACGCGCAAGUACAGAGAUUGGGCGCCAGGGCCUUGUAGUUGUACAGGCAUACUAUGGACGUUUGGACCUGUUCCCCGCGCUUAUGGAUGUCCCUGAGGACGUGCUCGCCGACAACGAGCAGCUUGCCAGGCUUUGUAACAGAAUGCCAGAUAUGCCAGUGGAUACCCUUUCGGCACACCAGCCGCUUUGGUGGGACGCACGCAUCCAACUGCAAAUGUUGGUCAACCAGAGCCAGCUGAUCAUUCCGGCGGGCCGCUCCAAGUCGAAGUUGAUCGGCUUCUUCGAUCCAUGCAUUGGAGAGGAGAAGCACUUGCUAGUGCGCUAUGUCUUCCGUAACAAGGUGCAUCAGCUCUUGGCGACAGAUACAGGCGCAGUGGCCGCGCCGUUACGGAGCCAAGAAAUUGUUUAG
This is a messenger RNA of Malassezia vespertilionis, 1917 nucleotides long. RefSeq lists its product as uncharacterized. The record is from RefSeq and is a predicted model, not a curated record. The coding region runs from base 1 to 1917 and encodes 638 amino acids. The transcript has 3 exons. NCBI's taxonomy places the organism in Eukaryota, Fungi, Basidiomycota, Malasseziomycetes, Malasseziales, Malasseziaceae. Gene Ontology annotation, biological process: cristae formation.